Felis catus (domestic cat) is the source of this 6299-nucleotide messenger RNA. It is a transcript of the gene DDHD2, whose product is annotated as DDHD domain containing 2. Gene Ontology annotation, molecular function: triacylglycerol lipase activity; metal ion binding; protein binding. Gene Ontology annotation, cellular component: COPII-coated ER to Golgi transport vesicle. Bases 1557 to 4109 code for a protein of 850 amino acids. Lineage: Eukaryota; Metazoa; Chordata; Mammalia; Carnivora; Felidae. The transcript has 19 exons. The record is from RefSeq and is a predicted model, not a curated record.
UCUUGUCUCCUUUUUUGUAUAGAUCUUUAGGGUAGAGUUUUACCACUCCUACUUUUCAUGUUAAUAGUGGAAGGCGAAUUGGGAGAUGGCAGGGGCAUAGGAAUGAGAUGUUUGUGGCCAUUUUCUUUUUUGCUUUUUUAUUAUACUUGGAUAAAGAUCCACCUUAAAAUUUCCUUAAUCCCCUCCCGCCCCCCCCCCCCCCAUCGUCUUUUCACUACUGCUGCUUCCAUGUAGAGCAUUUUGAUAGGUAGGGAUGAAAAAUUAAAUGCCACAGUGAAUAGAAAUAACUGCAAAAGUAAUAAAUGUGACCAUCUGGAAAUGUGCUUCUCCAUCUAAAAUACUAGGUUCACCAUCAAGAUCCCUAUGGGCAGAUUUCACCUCAGUUGAUAGUCAAAAACAGUAAGGAUAAAAAAGGAUUCAUGCUCAGGGAAUGAAUCAGCCAUAGCUAGAGUGGGAAAUUUUCUUUUAAAGGCAUAUUUGAUGUUUACCUUUAUGUCCUUAGAGUAAAUUGUUUUAUAAAAAAGAUGUUUAUUACCAUUAGUAACAGUCAUUUCAGAGACAGAGUUAAGAAAGUGAUAUUGAAAGGGUCUUAGCUGGGCUUGCUUGGGUAGCUUCAUGCUAUGGUAUGGAAGAGACUUAGGUAAAUGACUUACUUUUCCUAUCAGAAGUGAGUUCUAGUAUACAGUAUCUGUUAUUGGAAAAACAGCUGUUUCUUAAGAUAUCCAAGUGAUAACUUUUUUCUAGACUAUCAGGCCUAUUAGUGCUAAUAAAUCUAUCCGCCAUCUCCUCUCCUUUUAAACAACGCCAAACAAACGUAUGAUGAGAAGAAAUGGAGUAAAGAUAUUGGCUGGGUCUGAUGGAUGGGAUGAAUGAUUUUAUGAAAUAAUAUGGUGGCAGUUUUAUUCUAGGAUUUUUAUUUUUGGCCUAAGGUAAGAAUGUUAAAAAAGGUUUUCUAUGAAAAUUAGAAAAUUGUACUUGAUACUAAAAAUUUAGAAGGGGGAGAACCUUAAAGCCAAUUUAAAGGAAACCAGUGAGACAGUGACAUUCAGGAGAGAAUACUAUUAACUAUUUAAGUGAGGGCCCAAGAUACCAAUUUCCACAAAGUUUUGAUUUUUAUACACACACAUACAUUAUGCACAUAUGUAUGUGUGUAUGUUUUUUUUAACAGAUUUUUUUAAAAUUUUGAGAUAAUUUUAGACCUCCUGAAGAGUUGUAAAAUGAGUAGUUUAUGUGCAUCUUCAUUGAACUUUCCCUUAUGUUAACAUCUUAUACAACUAUAGAACAUUUGUCAAAUUAAGAAAUUAGCCUUGAUACAAUACUGUUAACAAAAGUAGAGAGUUUAAAAAGUAGAGAUUUUCUUGGUCUUUUCAGUGAUGUCCUUUUACAGUUCCAAGAUCCAGUGCAGGAUCCCACCUUGCACUUAGUUGUCAUGUCUACAUAGUGUCUUCCAAUCUGUGACAGUGUAUCAUGACAUCUGAUGUCAUAAUGUAUUUCUGGUGUUGUUAACCUUAAUCACUGAGGUGGUGUCUGCUAGGAUUCUCUACUGUAAAAUUACUAUGUUUUUCUUUGUAAUGACUAUUUGCUGGAGCUACUUUGAGACUAUGCAAAUGUCCUGUUUCUGCUUAAACUAUUGCCCACUCAUUUUCGCACCCAUUGCCAGAUCUUGCUUGUAUUUACGAACUCAGCCAGAGACUCCGCGCGCCGGCUCAGAGGGCAAGGCACGCCCCCCGCACCGCCCGUGCGCCCGGCGCUCCGGCUCCCUGCCCGCAGGAAGGGGCCACAUCUCGCGCGAUUCCUUCCACUUCUCGCGACACUUCCUGCCAGUCCCCUGCUGCCUUCCUCGCCCCACCCAUCGCUUCCACGCCGCGGUCCCGGCCACCUCACCUUUGCUCUUAGUAGCUUGGCUUGCCGCUCACCCGCUGGGAGCGCAGUGGAGACCGGUGUUGGGCACGAGCCUGGCGGGGCCGCAGGCUCCGCCCUGCUCCGCCCCGCCCCGUCCGGGCUCAGGGGAAAGGCCGCCGCGGGGACAUGUGCCCCCCUCAGCGAGGACAGGAGAGUGUGAAAGGCAGCGGGGAAGCCAGGGCUGGAAGCGAGAGGAGGCAAGUCCCCGAGCUCUGAGGUCCCAGAUCCGGGCUGCAGAAGGCCCAGGGUCGUGGGGAGAAGGGACACGCCAAGGUGGCCGAGGAAAAGAUUGCAAUGGCAGAGUUGUCCCCACUGAUGGGGGCAGAUAUGAUGUGCAUUUGGGGGAGAGGAUGCGGUACGCUGUAUACUGGGAUGAGCUAGCAUCAGAAGUGAGACGAUGUACCUGGUUUUACAAGGGAGACAAAGAUAAUAAGUAUGUUCCCUACUCUGAGAGCUUCAGCCAAGUAUUAGAGGAAACUUACAUGCUUGCUGUAACUCUGGAUGAAUGGAAAAAGAAACUGGAGUCUCCUAACAGAGAAAUUAUUAUAUUACACAAUCCAAAGCUUAUGGUGCAUUACCAGCCAGUUGCAGGGUCUGAUGAAUGGGGUUCAACACCCACUGAACAGGGUCGACCAAGAACAGUGAAGAGAGGGGUUGAGAACAUCUCUGUUGACAUUCAUUGUGGAGAACCUUUACAAAUAGAUCACUUGGUUUUUGUAGUCCAUGGGAUUGGACCAGCUUGUGAUCUCCGCUUUCGAAGCAUUGUACAGUGUGUUAACGAUUUUCGCAGUGUUUCCUUAAACCUACUACAGACACAUUUUAAGAAAGCCCAAGAAAAUCAGCAGAUUGGGAGGGUAGAAUUUCUUCCAGUCAACUGGCAUAGUCCUUUGCAUUCUACUGGUGUGGAUGUAGAUCUGCAGCGAAUAACUCUGCCCAGCAUUAACCGCCUAAGGCACUUCACCAAUGACACAAUUCUGGAUGUCUUCUUCUACAAUAGCCCCACCUACUGUCAGACUAUUGUGGACACAGUUGCUUCUGAAAUGAACCGAAUAUAUACACUUUUUCUGCAGAGGAACCCUGAUUUCAAAGGCGGUGUAUCCAUUGCUGGUCAUAGUUUAGGUUCACUUAUAUUGUUUGAUAUCCUAACAAAUCAGAAAGAGUCUUUGGGGGAUAUUGACAGUGAAAAGGAUGCACCAAAUAUUGUCAUGGAUCAAGGAGACACACUGACACUAGAGGAAGAUUUGGAGAAACUUCAACUCUCUGAAUUCUUUAGUAUCUUUGAGAAGGAGAAAGUAGAUAAGGAAGCGCUGGCUUUAUGUACCGACAAAGAUCUUCAGGAAAUGGGAAUUCCCCUAGGACCAAGAAAGAAGAUAUUAAACUACAUUAGGACCAGAAAAAAAUCAACGGGUAUUAAUAGACCAAUCCUGCAGCCAGCUUCAGGGGUGAAUAUAUCUAACAUCCCCAAAGAAUUGGAGUUUUGCAAUAAAACAGACGCUACUGGAAAUGGUGACUAUCUGGAUGUUGGCAUUGGGCAGGUGUCUGUAAAAUACCCCCGGCUCAUCUAUAAACCAGAGAUAUUUUUUGCCUUUGGCUCGCCCAUUGGAAUGUUCCUUACCGUCCGAGGACUAAAAAGAAUUGAUCCCAACUAUAAAUUUCCAACAUGCAAAGGUUUCUUCAAUAUUUAUCACCCUUUUGAUCCUGUGGCCUAUAGGAUUGAACCGAUGGUGGUUCCAGGAGUGGAAUUUGAGCCAAUGCUGAUCCCACACCAUAAAGGCAGGAAGCGGAUGCACUUAGAACUGAGAGAGGGCUUGACCAGGAUGAGUAUGGACCUUAAGAACAACUUGUUAGGUUCACUGCGGAUGGCCUGGAAGUCUUUCACCAGAGCUCCAUACCCUGCCUUACAAGCUUCAGAAACUGCAGAAGAAACUGAAGCAGAAUCGGAAUCGAGUUCAGAGAAGCUAAGUGAUGUUAACACAGAAGAGGCCUCUGUGACCGUUAAAGAAGUUCCACCCAUCAAUGUGGGAAUGCUGAAUGGAGGCCAACGCAUUGACUAUGUGCUACAAGAGAAGCCCAUUGAAAGUUUUAAUGAAUAUUUAUUUGCUUUGCAAAGCCAUCUAUGCUACUGGGAGUCUGAAGAUACCGUAUUGCUGGUCCUCAAAGAAAUCUACCAAACCCAGGGCAUCUUCCUUGAUCAGCCUUUACAGUAAAAAUCAACUAUGUAUGGCUACUUAAUACACUGAAGGAUCCUUCCCCAGAAAAUCUACCUGCUUGUUGCUGCCGUUUUCCUCUCAGCCACGUCAUUUCUUGCAUGUUACCUGCCACUUACCACUGGGGUCUUUGGAAGAUAAUCUUUUUUGGAAGUGAGUAGAAAAGCAAAGAGAAGACCGUAUUGCUUUUUACCACUGGCUUCGUGUAAGCACUCGCCAUUCUUCAUAGUGGGGCGUGUUUGCAUCUUUAAUUCUUGGGUGACAGGUGCCAUCCUUUAUUUUUAUUGCUUAUUCCUUGAGACAGUAUAAAGUCUGUUUUGAGUUUAUUUUGGCUUGGGCAGACAUUUUUCUAGGAGGUUAUUGCUUGUCUUUAGAAAAUCCUCUAGUUUGGAAACAGGCUUGAGAUUCAGAAGGCAUUUUGGGGUACACAUGUCUCAUUGGUGUUCUCUGCACUUGAAGGCUAAGUGGGUGUGUAAAAGACUGUUGAGCAAAUUCUUUUGAGUCCACUUUUCUUUCCUACAAGUACUUUGUGAAGGACCAAAAUGUAGCUGGGAGAGAGUUACUGUUUAUUCUCUACAGCUGACAGUUGAUCAGAGGAAUCACUGAUGCUGUUCAUUAUUUUCACAGCUGUUGGAGCUGCUCUCAGAGUCUAAAGUGGAUAGUUUAGUUCACAUUAGGUGCAUCUUUAUAAAGCAAAGAUGUUCUAUAUCCUAGACCUGUCUUUUUAUAUCGUGCUUCAACUUAGGAGAGUUUAGAUGAAAUUUGACUUAGUUAUUGGAUAGUAGCUUCUUCCUUAAGUUGAGGGCAAAGUUAUACAAGCCUUGACAGGCUGCUUUGGUUAUAAAUAAAAAUAUUUCAGGAGUACAUUUGUGGUGAAAUAGAAUCUGUGACAGUCAACCACCAUAUCCACUUGGGUGAAGGUAGUACUGUGUGCUCUGUUUGAAAACAUUUUGUAAUCACCAUUGCCUUCCUUGGUACCCAUAAUCCAGAAAAUGUAUUAGAAGCCUCAUGGCACAAGCAGUGUUGGUUGGGCAGGUCGGUUUGGCUAGGGGGAAAUGUUUCUUUUUCUGCAAGAAAAACCUACGCCUGUCGGGGCCAAGGAACAGCUAUUGCAGUCAUUGUCAGAGCAUGCAAAGUGAAAGGUACCUUGAAGAUGAUGGGUGCGUGUAGACUAACUUUUUCCAGGCAUCUGCUCACCACUGUGCUGUUUUCUUUCUCAUUGGUCGGUUUGUCUUUGCAGUUCUCUUUGUGAUAGUCCUUUACACUCCAUAGGCCUAUAACAAUGGCACAGGCAGGCAAGCUGUGUUUUCGUUUUUUAUAAAAAAUGUUUUUUUGUAAACGUAUCACGGUAUCCAGUGCAUUGGCAUGUAACAUUCACUUCAGCCAUCCCUUCAACUGCAGUGGUCUUUAUCCCUUUCCAGAGAGGAAAGGAAAAGGAAGUUAAUCACUGUCACCUUAGAGAUGGUAGAGGUGAGGUUGGGGUACAGGGUCAGUGCCUGGCCUUUCCUUGUCCAUCUGCUUUACAGGCUAAUGCUGACUUAGCCACUAAGAAGUGUCAGAUACAUGGAAUACUUUUGUAUAUAAACUGAGUUUGAAGUAAGGGUUACUGAGAAUUAAGUAGCAUUAAUUAUAUUUUAGAGCGGAAGCUUUUGUCAAGUUGUCUUCAAAUUUAAGUUUAUUCUUCCUAUUAGCAGAAUAGAGCGUAUUUAAGAGUAAACCAAAGGACAGGCAAGGAGGAGUUCCUGUAACCAAAGAUGAACAGCAUACCCCUGGGAUAGCUAGAUCAACCACUGCUGGGACUAAGAAAUGGUUCUUUCCUGAUGGGGAGGGGCAGGCAGCUGUACAAGAGCUUGAUGUCUCGUCUCUCCACCUGUGGUAGCAUCAUGGUUGCAUAUCACAUAGGAUGAUAGGCUUGAUUUAAAUCCUUUAGUUAUAUAUUAUUUGCACUACUUUGGUCGUAUCAUGUGCAGUGUCUUGACCAAGACUAUUUUUCAACUGUAGAGUAUCAUUUUCUACAUAUUUCCUGCUACAGAAUUUGUAUUGCUUAUUUCAGCAACAGAUUGUCUGCAUGGAAAGAUUAAUAGUACUGAUUAGCUUUCUAAUAUUUUGCACUUUUUGAAAUGUUUGUUUUUUUACAUGAUUAUAUUUAAAAGUUUAUGAAAUACUGAAAUAAAACCAUAUUGACCAGUU